AUGGACGAGACCGAAGAUAUGGACGAGACCGAAGACGAUAUGCACGAGACCGAAGACGACACGACCGAGACCGAAGACGAUAUGGACGAGACCGAAGAUAUGGACGAGACCGAGGACGCCACAACUGAGACCGAAGACGACGUGACUAAAACCAAAGACGAUAUGAACGAGACCGAAGAUAAGGACGAGACCGAAGACGACGUGACUCAGACCAAAGACGAUAUGACCGAGACCGAAGAUAUGCACGAGACCGGAGACGACACGACCGAGACGGAAGACGACGUGACUAAGACCAAAGACGAUAUGACCGAGACCGAAGAUAUGCACGAGACCGAAGACGACACGACCGAGACCGAAGACGACGUGACUCAGACCAAAGACGAUAUGACCGAGACCGGAGACGACGACACGACCGAGACCGAAACCAAGUCAACGGGAAUAACAAGCCUCGAACUUCUUCCUUCCCCAGCAGACGAAGUUCAAGGGUGA
This is a messenger RNA of Penaeus chinensis, 489 nucleotides long. Its product is annotated as nucleolin-like. The coding region runs from base 1 to 489 and encodes 162 amino acids. NCBI's taxonomy places the organism in Eukaryota, Metazoa, Arthropoda, Malacostraca, Decapoda, Penaeidae. The transcript has a single exon. The record is from RefSeq and is a predicted model, not a curated record.